Messenger RNA from Aspergillus puulaauensis, 2022 nucleotides. RefSeq names its product CBS and PB1 domain protein. NCBI's taxonomy places the organism in Eukaryota, Fungi, Ascomycota, Eurotiomycetes, Eurotiales, Aspergillaceae. The transcript has 4 exons. The record is from RefSeq and is a predicted model, not a curated record. Gene Ontology annotation, molecular function: protein binding. Bases 1 to 2022 code for a protein of 673 amino acids.
AUGUCGUCAACUCCAACAUUUCGGGGAACCACGAGCCAUCGGACUGUCGGACGAGGCAGGUUACCUGAUUUCGGAGGUGAUUCGGCGGCAUCUCAUAUCCCGCGUCCCCGACACGAGUCUUCGUCAACGAUUACUUCUUCUCAGGCCCCUAAUACCCCGGGCAGUGACAUCGGUAGCUCCACGAUGAGUGCAGCAAGCAGCCGGCAGAGGCAGAAUCAGUCGAAGCGAGAUGAGGCUAUCCGAAGGAAGCUGGAGGCGGACCUCAACAAGAAGAGGCACAAUCCAGCAAGAGCGCACCGCGGCCGUAAAGCUCCUCCCGGCACCGUCCUUGCUCUUAAGCCGAGUUCGGCUCUCCAGAUCAAACCCUCCACCACUAUUUCGGAGGCCGCGCAAUUGAUGGCGGCGAAGAGAGAGGAUUGUGUUCUAGUGACUGACGAUGAUGAUCGGAUUGCUGGAAUUUUUACUGCUAAGGAUCUCGCUUUUCGGGUGGUGGGACUUGGACUUAAGGCUCGAGAAAUCACUGUUUCCGAGAUCAUGACGAAGAACCCAUUGUGUGCGAGGACGGAUACAAGUGCGACUGAUGCGCUCGAUCUGAUGGUUCGAAAGGGAUUCCGGCAUUUGCCUGUUAUGGACGAAAAUCAGGAUAUCUCUGGUGUUCUCGAUAUUACCAAGUGCUUUUACGACGCCAUGGAGAAAUUGGAACGCGCCUACAGUUCGUCCCGGAAGCUAUACGAUGCUCUGGAAGGUGUUCAGUCGGAACUCGGCUCUAGCCAGCCUCAGCAGAUCAUUCAAUAUGUCGAGGCCCUUCGAUCGAAGAUGUCCGGUCCCACGCUUGAAACCGUCUUGGAUGGCAUGCCUCCUACGACAGUUUCCGUCCGAACUACCGUCAAAGAGGCUGCGGCGUUGAUGAAGGAACACCAUACUACUGCCUUGCUUGUGCAAGAUCAAGGAUCCAUCACAGGUAUCUUUACCAGCAAAGAUAUUGUUCUUCGUGUGAUUGCCCCGGGUCUCGACCCCGCAACAUGUAGUGUUGUCCGCGUUAUGACGCCCCAUCCCGACUUUGCUCCCAGUGACAUGAGUAUUCAGGCUGCGCUUAGAAAGAUGCAUGAUGGACAUUACUUGAACCUGCCUGUGAUGAAUGAGGGCGGCGAGAUCGUGGGAAUGGUGGAUGUACUGAAACUUACAUAUGCCACCUUAGAGCAGAUCAAUUCUAUGUCAACUCAAGAUGACGAGGGCCCGGCAUGGAACAAGUUCUGGUUGUCAAUGGACCACGAGUCCGAUUCCAUGGUCUCUGGAAGCCAAACGCAAAGCCAACAACCACAUACCCCGCACCGGUCAAUGAUCAAUCCCGAGUCACCGAAAGCUAGCUUCGACGCACGAGACAGCGUGCUCCCGAACGAGUCCGCGUCUCAUAAUGGUGGUGACGAGCACUCCGAAUUCCACCACGGAGGCGAGCUCGUGCCUUUCCCCUUCAAGUUCAAGGCUCCCAGUGGCCGUGUACACAGAGUCAACAUCCUCCCCGCUUCUGGAAUCGCCGAAUUGGUUGGUCAUGUUACUGCAAAGCUUGGUCCCGAGGUUGAAGCCGUUGGCGGUGCGGCUAGCUGUGAGGAUGGUACACUCAGCAACACUGGCUACGCUUUGAGUUACGUGGAUAACGAAGGGGAUACUGUUUCUAUCACUACUGAUCAGGAUCUUGCCGAUGCUGUGACCAUUGCUCGCCAGGCUCGUCGAGACAAGGUAGAUCUAUUCGUUCAUGAUCCUGCUCAACCUCCCGUUAUCCCUGCUCCUGAGCCUGCUACCGUCAAAUCUGCUGAGGUCAAAACCCCUCCCAUCUCCGACGAUCAGUCUUCCGAAGAACUGUCUGCUCCCAAACCGCGAACGCACCAACCGUACCCCGCCCAUGGUCCGGAAGAGCAAGUAAUUGCUGGCGUUCCCAAUGACCUGCUGCUCCCUGGGGCAAUUGUGACCCUGGCCGCUGUCAUUGCCGGAGUCUUCGUUCUGAGCCGCGCUACCUCGCGGUAA